UUCCAGGGAGGCCGAGCGAGGGUCCGGAGCGGUGGGUAGGGAGCAGCCUUGGAAGAGACGCAGAUGAGAUUCUACUAUUCUACUACUACUACUAUUACUACUACUACUACUAUGAGGGACGUUCAGUAGCCUUGGAUGCCCGGCGUCGCGCGGUCUGAGCCCAGCCGGAGCGCUUUGCUUAGCAACCGGCUGAGCAAAAAGAAAUAAUAAAAAUAAAAAAGAAGGCAGCAUCGCUCGGAGCUUUUGGCGCGGCGGCUCAAGAGAAAAAGCUUGGUGGGCUGAAUGCAUCGCUUGGGCGUCCGCGGAAGGAGCCGCCGUCGCUUCGGGCUUUAGGUCCGUCUUUUACUCCGGGCUUGUGGCCGUCCCCGGGAGACUAUGCGGUCUGGGAAGCCUCCGUAUAUUUUCGCCGUCUUCGUGCUGAGCGGUCUCUCGGCGCUGCUGCUCCUGUUCCUCGGGCAACCUCCCCCGGUCUCCAAACAAACUCCGCCGCCUCGGUUACUCCAGCUGCCUCAGCUCCGGGAGAGCGAUUUCCUCCGGCGCGUCUGUGGGGCUCUGGCUCGGGGGCAGAAAACCUUCGUGUGGGGAAACCAUCUCCGGACGCCCUUGGAGCGAGCCGCCUCCUGCCAAGAUUAUGUGUCGGGGAGCCACUAUGUGACCAAAUCCGUCACUGCCGAAGAGGCGACCUUUCCCUUGGCUUACAUCUUCACCCUCCACAAAGAGCUGAGCACCUUCGAGCGGCUCUUCAGGGCGGUUUACGCGCCCCACAAUGUCUACUGCAUCCACGUGGAUGAGAAGGUGCCCGCCAGGUACAAGCAAGAGGUGGAGAAAAUGCUGGAGUGCUUCCCCAACGCCUUCCUGGUCUCCAAAGCCGAGCCUGUCGUUUACGCUGGCAUCUCCAGGCUUCAGGCUGAUUUGAACUGCAUGAAGGACCUGCUGAGAUCCACCACCCAGUGGAAGUACGUCCUCAACAUGUGUGGGCAAGAUUUCCCACUGAAAACCAACAAGGAGAUUGUCCAGCACCUGAAGAAGUUCAAAGGGAAGAACCUCACCCCUGGCGUCCUCCCCCCACCGCCCAUAACUUUAAGGACCAAAUUUGUUUACAAGGAGCACAUAGGCAGGAAAGCUUCCUACAUGAAAAGGACCGAGAUCCUAAAACCGCCACCUCCCCACAACCUCACUAUCUACUUUGGGUCUGCCUAUAUUGCUCUCACUAGGCCUUUUGUGGAGUUCCUUUUCAAUGACUCAAGGGCCCUUGAUUUGCUGCAAUGGUCCAAAGACACUUACAGCCCCGAUGAACACUUUUGGGUAACACUCAAUCGGAUUCCAGGUGUCCCCGGUGCCAUGCCAAAUGCAACAUGGGAAGGUAACUUGAGAGCUGUGAAAUGGAGCGAUGCAGAAAAGAGUCACGGAGGAUGCCAUGGUCAUUAUGUCAGAAGCAUAUGUAUCUAUGGAACUGGUGACUUGCCAUGGCUGCUGAAAUCCAAAAAUUUAUUUGCGAACAAAUUUGAACUCAAAACAUAUCCACCUACUGUAGAAUGCCUGGAAUUGAAACUUCGGGAAAGAGUCUUGAAUGAGAGUGAAAUACCAGUUGAACCAAGUUGGUACUUUUAAUUUAAAAAAAAAACUUAUUGGGGAAAAAGGAUAAUAAUAAAAACUGCUCCUUUUAGAACAACUUUUUUGCCUUGACGUGAGGCAUUUUUUUGGAUGUUCAAGAUGGAUAAUUUUUUUUUAAUACAUGAAAAAUCUUCGCAUUUUACCGGACCUAAGGAUUCUGCACCAUCUUUGUAUUUCACUGAGUUUUAUUCCUUUUUUAAAAAAUGCAGUUCCCAUUUAGGAACAGGCUUCUCCUUUUCUUCCAAUUAUGUAAAUUACUGUUUGCUCAGGAAAUAAAAAAUUCUGAAUAAUGAAGUUAAAAUUAUCUUGCUAACUGAUGGUUCAAAUGGAAGGAUUAAGACGUUCAUCAUAGAAGAUUCAGAGACGGCGGUUUAUCUGCUAGCGCAGCUUGCUAUCUGCACAACCUAAGUUUGGUUGUACCUGUUACUACUUGCUUCCGAAUAGGUCAAAUUCUUAGACUGUGCUUCUUCCAUUAUCUGCUUGUAGAAAUGGCCUUCUGUACUACUGAAGAGCUAUCCUUUUUAACAGCAGCAAAGCAACCUGUGAACCAGGGUAGGACACAUGAUCCAAAAACAGGGUAAAAGUGUAUAUUUUAAAGAGUAAAAUAUUCACUGGAAAAAUGCAUUAAUAUUACAUCAAUUGUAUGUUUCUACUUCACUAAAGUUUUGCUUGGCUACUUAAGGAUCCUAGAAAUUGUGUAAAUAAGAGCUUCUAGGUGUAUAGAAAUAAUUUAAGAUGGACCAACAUUUUUUGAUUUAGAAAACUAUCACUGUCUUCAAAGCAAAAGUACUAACAUGGUCUUUUAUACUAUCUGCUAGAAAUUUGCCUUGGUGCAUAUGCUCUCAGUGUACAUAAAAAGAAGAAGAUAAUCUGAAAGUCAUUUUCAUUAUUCUUUAGGCAACCUUUCUGCAUACAGUUUAAAUUUCCAUCCAUCUACUAUGGAAAAUGUAAAGAAAGAAAUAGCAAUAUAUACUAAAAGUUUUAGGGUGAAAAGGAAAAAAAAACCCUCGAAAGUCAACUUUUUUUGGAGCAACACAGAAAAAAAACUUUUCUCUUAGGUUGAAUGUUACAAUUCUACCAUGAAAGAUAUUUAUGGCAAUCGGUAUACUAAUAAAAUAUCUAUCUUUGCAGCAGUCCUUUAAUCAUAAUUUAAUUUCAGUAUCACUAUUUCUAUUAAAAAUAUCUUCUGUGUCCCCAUUAUUCUUUCUUAGUUGUUUUACUUUUGAGUGAAAUGGAAUUAUUUUUUUCCCAUAAAGACAUGGGUUUGCCAACAUUCAAC
Messenger RNA from Pseudonaja textilis, 2893 nucleotides. It is a transcript of the gene GCNT2, whose product is annotated as glucosaminyl (N-acetyl) transferase 2 (I blood group). Gene Ontology annotation, biological process: transforming growth factor beta receptor signaling pathway. NCBI's taxonomy places the organism in Eukaryota, Metazoa, Chordata, Lepidosauria, Squamata, Elapidae. Gene Ontology annotation, molecular function: acetylglucosaminyltransferase activity. The record is from RefSeq and is a predicted model, not a curated record. Gene Ontology annotation, cellular component: membrane.